AUGGCAUUCGCCCGCGCUCUUGGUGUGAUUCAAUCUGUCAGUCGAGGUUCGGGCAUCGGUGAGCAGAGUGAGCUUUACGAUCGUGGCCAAACAUUUAGCAUUAACGGAAACAAUUAUCGAGUAGAAAAUGUCAUUGCAAAAGGUGGAUUUGGUACGGUAUUCCUGGCUACAAAUAACAAAGGAAAGCAAGUCGCCGUGAAGAUCAUGUUGAGUCACGAUGCAGCUGCUACAAAAGAUAUUGACAAUGAGAUUGAGAUGAUGAAAAAGCUACAACACGAGAACAUUAUUCAACUGUUCGAUGCGUCAAGUGAAGCCAGGAACUCAAAUCGAUCUGUCAAAGAGUACAAAAUCUCUAUGGAGUACUGCAGAUUUUCCAUAGCAGACGUCUUGAUGAAGUACAAAGAAGUGGCCGUUGACUUUGUCGUCCGCAUUAUUUAUUUUACUACUCGAGCCUUGGUCUACUUGCACUCUAAUGGAGUUAUCCACCGGGAUAUAAAAGCAGAAAAUCUUCUCAUCAACGGAAAUGGCAAACUAAAAUUGUGCGAUUUCGGAAGUGCAACGACUAAAUCGAUUGAAAUGGCACCACUUUCAAAUUCAGAGAGACUAGCUGUUCAAGAAGAGAUGUUCAAGUACACGACGCCUAUCACCAGGUCUCCGGAAGUAUGUGAUGUCUACUCAAACUGGCCAAUCGGGAAACAACAAGACAAUUGGGCAAUGGGUUGUCUGAUAUACUUUGUCUGUUUUGGAGAGCAUCCGUUUGAUGGAGGAGCUCUGGCAAUUAUCAAUGGAAAGUACAAAAAGCCUCCGCCAGUACAGCAGAACCAACUUUCUGCAUUCGCUGACCUCAUCACAAAAUGCCUCACUCCAAAUCCAGACGAAAGAAUUACGGCUGAGAAAAUCGAAGAAUACAUGAAAAUCGCAAUGCAAAAACAACCCAAACUUGCUGCAAAAACUGAUUUCACGGACAUCUUAGAGUUGAUGAAUGCCCAACCCGUACAGCAUGAACAAACUAUUGAAUCACAAGCGGCUAAAGGAUUCUUUACAAUGCAGGACAAGUUAUUCUCCAAUCUCACUUCAUUGAAGAAUACUGUUGUUCAACAAACGACAAAAAUGGGAUGGGGUAUCGAACCAACAACUACCACUCCUCGUCCUGGUCAUCCUUCAACUUCUCCCAAAAUGGUGCCAAAGGCUCAACGACAGCAACCAUCAGAGAGAGAAGCUCCAUCCCAAAGGACAUCCGCUACAAAUACUCCUAGAGCUCCUCUAAAUCAUCCAUCCGGUCCUGUAACUGCACCAGUGGCAACAUUUGAAGCAUCAUGGCCUACAGAUAACGGAAGUUCAGCAUCAGGCCACGAAUGGGGUGAUUUUAAUCAAGCACCGCCAGCUGCUCCUAAGAAAAAAGAAGUUUUCGACCCAUUUGCGGAAUCAGGAUCACAUACUUUGGAUGCAAAACAUAGUGAUGAUUUGCUGUCUUUACAGAAUUGGCCCGGAACUACUCAUCAUAAAACAGAAGUUCGAUCACAGUCUUCCCGUGAUCUGUUCGACUUCGAUGAUCUGAUGCUAAGACACACAACACCCACAACUUCGUCUUCACAAUCUGUAUUACAACCAACACGCCAAAUGGAGAAUAAGAACUUGACCAAAGUCGAUUCAUCGAAAAAUGGAAUCAAUUCGUCAUCGUCUUCUGCGAGUCUCGACGACAUGGUUAGCGAUAUGUUGAAGAUGUCUACCAAGAAAUAA
Caenorhabditis remanei is the source of this 1740-nucleotide messenger RNA. RefSeq lists its product as uncharacterized. The coding region runs from base 1 to 1740 and encodes 579 amino acids. The record is from RefSeq and is a predicted model, not a curated record. Gene Ontology annotation, cellular component: cytoplasm. Gene Ontology annotation, biological process: regulation of clathrin-dependent endocytosis; protein phosphorylation; positive regulation of Notch signaling pathway. NCBI's taxonomy places the organism in Eukaryota, Metazoa, Nematoda, Chromadorea, Rhabditida, Rhabditidae. Gene Ontology annotation, molecular function: ATP binding; protein serine/threonine kinase activity; AP-2 adaptor complex binding. The transcript is spliced from 10 exons.